AUGGUGGAGCGUUGUUGUUUGGCGGUGGUGCGGGUGCUGGUGCUGCAGGCGGCCUGGGCGCUGUCGGGCGGGCAGGUGCGCUACUCGGUGCCGGAGGAAGCCAAGGCCGGCACGGUGGUGGGCCGUCUGGCGCAGGACCUGGGCCUGGAGGCGGGCGAGGCGGAGGCGCGGCGGCUGCGGCUGGUGGCGCCGGGCCGGCGGGCGAGCGUGGAGGUGAGCGGGGCGAGCGGCGCGCUGCUGGUGAGCUCGCGGCUGGACCGGGAGGAGCUGUGCGGCAAGAGCGCGCCGUGCGCGCUGCGGCUGGAGGUGCUGCUGGAGCGGCCGCUGCGCGUCUUCCAUGUGCAGCUGGAGGUCACCGACAUCAACGACAAUGCCCCCGUCUUCCCCGCUGCCUGGAAAAACCUCAGCAUCGCGGAACUGUCUGUGCCGGGGUCUCGUUUCCCGCUGGAGGGCGCGUCGGAUGCGGAUAUCGGAGCGAACGCGCAGCUCACCUACACACUCAGCCCCAGCGAGCAUUUCUCUCUGGAUUUGCAAAAAACCGAUAUGGACGGUGAGUCCUUAUUCCUGGUGCUCAGGAAAUCUCUGGACCGCGAGACGAUUCCCGUGCACCGGCUGGUGCUGACGGCCACAGACGGUGGCCGGCCAUCUCUGACGGGCACCAUGGAGCUGGUGAUCUCCGUGCUGGAUGCAAACGACAAUGCGCCCCAGUUCAACCAGUCGGUGUAUAAAGUGCAGCUGCCGGAGAAUGCAGAACACGGCACGUUAGUCAUCAAACUAAAUGCCACGGAUUUAGAUGAAGGUUCAAACAGUAAUAUCUCGUAUUCUCUCGAGACUCUGUUUCCUCAGGAUGGAAAAGGCGUUUUCGGAAUCGACAGAAAAAGCGGAGAGAUUCGUCUCAGGGCUAAUUUAGAUUUUGAGGAAGUUAGUCUGUACCGCCUGCAAGUGGAUGCUACAGAUCAAGGAAAUCCUCCACUGUCGGGUCACUGCAAGUUGUUGCUGGAAGUGCUGGACGUGAACGACAACGCGCCGGAGGUGUGGGUGACGUCGCUGUCGGUGCCGGUGCCCGAGGACGCGUCGUUGGGGACGGUGGUGGCCCUGCUGAGCGUGUCGGACCGGGACUCGGGCGAGAACGGUCGCGUGCGGUGCUGGGUGUGGCCGGCGUCGCCGUUCGGUCUGGAGGCGACGUUCGCGGGCUCGUACUCGCUGGUGCUGCGCGAGGCGCUGGACCGGGAGCGGGUGUCGGAGUACGAGGUGGAGGUGCGUGCGGAGGACGGCGGGGCGCCGGCGCUGCGCGCCAGCCGCGGGCUGCGGGUGCCGGUGUCGGACGUGAACGACAACGCGCCCUCGUUCGCGCAGGCCGUGUACACGGUGCUGGCGCGGGAGAACAACGCGGCGGGCGCGGAGCUGGCGCGGCUGUGGGCGCGGGACCCGGACGAGGCAGCCAACGGGCGCGUCAGCUACUCGGUGUGGGACGGCGGCGUGGGUGUGGGCGGCGGCGGCGCCGCCGGGUCGUCGUCGGGCGUUGGGUGGCGUCCGGCGUCGAGCUACGUGUCGGUGGACGCGGAGAGCGGGCGUCUGUGGGCGCUGCAGCCCUUGGACUACGAGGAGCUGCAGGUGCUGCAGUUCGAGGUGCGCGCGGUGGACGCGGGAGAGCCGCCGCUGAGCGGCAACGCCACGGUGCAGCUGUUCGUGCUGGACGAGAACGACAACGCGCCGGCGCUGCUGCCGGCCGCGGGCUCUGCAGCGGAGGCGGGCGGCGUGGCGGCGGCGGAGGCGGCUUUGGCGCUGGCGGGGGCGGGCUCGGAGUCGGGCACGCUGUGGGCGUGGGCGGCGUGGGGGGCGCCGGCGGGGCAGGUGGUGGCCAAGAUCCGCGCCGUGGACGCCGACUCGGGCUACAACGCGUGGCUGCGCUACGAGCUGUGGGAGCCGCGGGGCAAGGGCCCGUUCCGCGUGGGGCUCUACAGCGGCGAGGUGAGCACGGCGCGGGCGCUGGACGAGGCGGAUGGGCCUCGCCAGAGGCUGCUGAUCGUCGUGCGUGACCACGGCGAGCCGGCGCGCUCGGCCACGGCCACGCUCAGCGUGUCGCUGCUCGAGGCCGCCGAGGCGGCGCUGGCCGCGGGAUCCUCGUCGUCGUCGUCGUUGGUGUCGCGCUCGGCGGCGGGCGUGGAGCUCGGGGCCGGGGCGGCGAGCGCGGCCACCAACGUGUGGCUGGUGGUGGCCAUCUGCGCCGUGUCCAGCCUCUUCCUGCUGGCCGUGGUGCUGUACGGGGCGUCGCGCUGGGCGCCGCGGGCGGCCGUGCUCUCGGCGCCUGGGCCAACGACGCUCGUGUGCGCCAGCGAAGUGGGCAGCUGGUCCUACUCGCAGCGCCACAGCCGCAGCCUGUGCGUGGCGGAUGGCGCUGCCAAGAGCGACCUCAUGGUUUUCAGCCCCAACUUCCCUCCGCCGCCGCCCGCUCCUGCAGCAAAGGACGCGCAGCCGGAGCCCUCCGCUCUCCUCGACACGGUCAGUGGCAAUAACUUUCUCUCUUCUCCCACCCGUACCAAACCCUUCUGUCCAUCUAGGUUUGCAGGCUUUGCCGGAAUCCGGGCUCCGUUCCCACGGCCUGAGACAGAUGAGUGCUUGACGGGUUCUUCACGGGUGCUUAAGGAUACCAAUGGCUCAUUUGCAUCUGCCCUUUGGAGGAAUAUAGAAUUAUCGCCGCAGCCUGGUGCAGUUAUGGUCCCCAGCUGCAAUUUGCUGCUCUGUGUGUCAAUUGUUCUGUCCUAGAAUGAAUUCCCUGCCUAUUGCAAUGAGAAGUGCCCUAGGGUGUCAGGUUUGGAAACUGUCUUGCCUGGUUCAGUUUGGGGUUUCCACCCGAGUUUGCUGAUGGAGUUCAAGAUAGGCAGGCUGUGGUUCUGACAGUCCUCCCAGCACUACACGCCGUCUUAUUGUCUAUGUUGACUGAUACCCUUCCUGUUUUAUUCUGAA
Melospiza melodia melodia is the source of this 2967-nucleotide messenger RNA. Its product is annotated as protocadherin alpha-6-like. Gene Ontology annotation, cellular component: plasma membrane. The record is from RefSeq and is a predicted model, not a curated record. NCBI's taxonomy places the organism in Eukaryota, Metazoa, Chordata, Aves, Passeriformes, Passerellidae. Gene Ontology annotation, molecular function: calcium ion binding. The transcript has a single exon. Gene Ontology annotation, biological process: homophilic cell-cell adhesion. The coding region runs from base 1 to 2766 and encodes 921 amino acids.